GUGUUUGUCCACUAAUGCCUUCAAAGACCUCGAAUUGUGUGUUUGGAAGCCGGCGGCAGCGUCCGCGACCGUUAGUUGCGUGCCGACCGCCGACGCGAGCGUACGUCACCCACGGACAUUCCUACACCCUUCGAGAAACCCCCCGACACGAAAAAGUUGCAUCCAGUGAACAAACAGAGUUGUUGUGUCAGUGUUGUAUUGUAUAGGAGCGUGAUGUUUGUCUGUGCCAGACCACUUUGGUAGUCUGUUCGCGGCAAUGGCAGUCUCGUCGUGGAGGUGUGUGUAAACAUCAACGUAGUGCAAAUAAAAUGUGCGACAAGUGCAAACGGGUGCAGACCUCUGUGUAUGUAGCUAGUGUAUCGCGAGGGACGUGUGAGGGUAACAGUUAAGAGCAUGUGCGCGUGAGUUUGACCACGACGUCGGACUAUUCGGAGUGGGAGGCGCUGGCGACCGCGGCCAGCGAUGGUAUGGACGUUGUAUUCGGGAAUGAGAGCGACUGGGGGUGGAACGCGACCGACGAGGGGGAGAGUACGAACCUAUACAACUACUGGGCAUGGAGCAUCGUGGACGGCUCGCUGAUGCUGCUCAUCGUGAGUGGGAACACACUGACGAUACUGGCGGUGACGCUGAGCCGGCGGCUGUCGUCGCUCGUCUCCAACCAGUUCGUGCUCAACCUAGCCAUAUCCGACCUGAUGGUGGGCCUCACGCUGCCUUACCAUUUGGUUUUCUACUUGAACGAUGACUUUGGCACAAUCAAAUGGUCGUGUUUGAUGCGCUUUAUUCUCAUAAUCCUAGCGUGUCUCGCGUCCAUUUACAACAUUAUAGCGAUAGCAGUUGACAGGUACAUAGCGAUAGUGCACCCGCUCCACUACAGCCGGUACAUGACCAAGCUGGUGACGCGGUUGCUGAUGAGCGCCACGUGGUCGGUCGCCGUCUGCAUCAGCUGCAUCCCCGUGUUCUGGAACGACUGGCACGAAGGAGUAGCUUGCGAGAUGAAUAUGGUGGUGCCCAAGAAAUACACGACGAGUAUACUGGCGCCGAUGUUCUCCUUGAUCUGGAUGGUGAUGUUCAUCUUGUACUGGCGGAUAUGGCGCGAGGCCACCUGCCAUGCUCGCCGCAUGAGGGCCAACACCUGCUGCCCAACAGGGGCCAACGAUUGGAAGAGCAUACAGGUGGUGCUUCUAGUCCUCGGGUCCUUCUCAAUAUGUUGGAUGCCGUUCGUGGUGGUGGCGUGUGCACAGACGUUCCCCAUCAUGCCGCUGCACAAUCACAUAGCGUACCGUGUCACCUCGUCGCUGGCUAUGUCUAACUCCGGCAUAAAUCCACUCAUCUACGCGUGGAAAAAUGCAGGCUUUCGUGCCGCUUUUGCAAAGUUACUACGGUGCAAGAGACCGGACACGUCCGAGUAUAGAGGAUCCCCGGCCCCGGAAAGGAAGCGAGGCUCGGUGGCACUGAGAGAAGGCUCUAUCACGCGGUCGAGCGCGCCGAGUGCGCUGUCCAGCCUGGGUGGGCGGCCGGCGCGGCUGCUGUACAUGGAGCACGAUGCUGACACAGCGCGCUGCCGCAUCAUCGAGAACGCGGGCUACGUGGAGGCGGAGCGCGGCGACACCAACCCGUCGUACGCGCCCGACGGGCCCACGCCAGUGCACCGGCCCGCCACUCGCGCAGACUUAGUGUAGUGUACAAACGAUCAUUAGACGUUUUGUGGGAAACGUGAAACGCUUCUAGUUAUUUAAAGUUGUUAGUGACUGUAGGUACCCCCUUCGCAUUUAGGUACCUGUUCGAAUCUACGCUCAAGUUUUUAAAAGCUUUAUUGUUGAAUUUUUAUUGAGAGAUUAUAAUGAGUUCUCUGCCAUAAUGACGUUUUAAAAGAG
Messenger RNA from Spodoptera exigua (beet armyworm), 1874 nucleotides. NCBI's taxonomy places the organism in Eukaryota, Metazoa, Arthropoda, Insecta, Lepidoptera, Noctuidae. The record is from the annotation of a GenBank genome assembly.